Messenger RNA from Neodiprion virginianus, 1438 nucleotides. RefSeq names its product inositol monophosphatase 1-like. Gene Ontology annotation, molecular function: inositol monophosphate 1-phosphatase activity. NCBI's taxonomy places the organism in Eukaryota, Metazoa, Arthropoda, Insecta, Hymenoptera, Diprionidae. The transcript is spliced from 5 exons. The coding region runs from base 164 to 1024 and encodes 286 amino acids. Gene Ontology annotation, biological process: phosphatidylinositol phosphate biosynthetic process; inositol metabolic process; signal transduction. The record is from RefSeq and is a predicted model, not a curated record.
CACUCUGAGAGAAACAGUGGAAGAGUGCAGUGCGUUAUUGCAGCGUGCAGCAAAUAAAAUUUUCGAUCCCAAAUCUCAAGUUCAAUUAUAAUAAUCUUCAAGUCGCAGCUCAGGCUUUCAACCGUUUCAAUCUAAAGAUAAGCUAAUAACUAGCCGCAUCAAAAUGGGCAGCCAACAACACGACUUGAACCAUUACUUUGAUUUUGUCAUGAAACUGACUAUCGACUCCGCGAAGGUGAUCAGAGAAGCUAUCCAAGGUGGUAAAAACAUCGAAACGAAAGCUGGUGACUGGGACCUGGUAACGCAGUACGACCGAAAAGUGGAGGAGAUCCUGAUAUCUGGAUUAAGCAAGGAAUUUCCCACCCACAAAUUCAUUGGCGAGGAAACCGUCUCCACCAACAAUCAUUUGCCAGAAUUGACCAAUGCACCAACAUGGAUAAUCGACCCCAUCGACGGAACUACAAAUUUCGUGCACUCGUUUCCUCACACUUGUAUAUCAAUUGCUCUGGCAAUAAACAAAGAGUUAGAGAUUGGCAUCGUCUACAAUCCGGUUCUUGAACAACUAUUCACAGCAAGAAAAGGACGCGGAGCUUUUCUCAAUGGGAAAUCAAUCAGAAGUUCAUCCGUCGAAGAACUCGCAAACUCUUUGAUCUGCAUUGAAGCUUCCUACGCGACAAUCGAAGAUAUCCGAGACAUAAUCCUCGGUAGACUGGAAGCAUUCGUCUCAAUCGCUCACGGAAUCAGAACUCUCGGUUCGGCUGCAUUGACACUUUGUCACGUAGCAAUGGGGGCCGCAGAAGCGUAUCACACCGACAACCUGAUGCCUUGGGACGUGGCUGCCGGUACCCUAAUAAUAAAAGAGGCUGGUGGCUGUGUGAUAGACACGAAUGGUGGCAAUUUCGAAGUCAUGAGUCCCAAAGUCCUGGCAGUGGGCAAUCGCAAGUUGGCGCAGGAAUUGGUCAAGCUGAUAAAACACGCGGAUGCGAGAACACAACAGAAGCGGCUCCGGAGCAUCCAGGCAUAAUAGUUAUUACGGAGUUGGAAGUUUCAUCUUCAAAUUUUAGUAUUUUUAUACACUACACUACAUGGCGCGGAUUAAACCCGAGUCAUUCCAUCCCAUCGAUUGUAACCGAAGUCAGUCGCUGGACCCAGCACGCUUAUAUAUUAGCUAAAUUUGUUACAUCUUAUAUAAAUUGUAAAUAUUUACUUAUCGAUAAAAUUAAUUAUUCGACAUAGGACAGUUACAACAUUGGUAAUUUUUUAAAUGUCCAAAUACCUUUGCGGUAACUAUAAUUUUACCAAUAGCAUCUCAAUUUUUCAUCUCUAAUUCUUCUUCAUAAGUAUAAACUAUAGAUAAACGUUGUUGAAUCAUAUUUUUCAUUGAAAAAUAGAGGUAUUUUUGCAAUUACCGCAAGUAAAUAAAGAAUUUUAAAUAUUA